UUUCUGUGGGAUUACAGUUGAGGCAGCACGCUAAAGAAGCCGCUUUCCAGAGCCUUAAAACGUCGAAUAAAACACAAAAAAGUUAGGUGCCUCCUGUUGCUUCUCUUCUCUGGUAACCCAGCACAAAAGUGACAAACCUUUUUCAAAGCACCAUGGAUCCAUUUGGGCCAAACAACUCAGAACAGGGAGCAACUCCUCAGGACAGGAACAUCAUCAACGGAGCCAGCCUCCAGUUUGGGAAGAUGCGGCGUCAUGCAGGCUUGUCCCAGUCAGAGAACCAGACCUCUGGGCCUGAAGAAGAGUGCUUGAGCUCCUCUGUGGAGAUGGGCAGCUCCUAUGGCCGAAGCCCCGUCCUCCAGAGCAUGCGUGCUGAGAACUUCGCAAAGCCUCUUUCAUCUUCCCCGAGGAGCCCCAACACCAGAGGCACCUGGAAUGCCCACCCCACGCGGCACCAGCAGGAUGGCACCCAAGUCCCCACGGUGAAGUCAUCCGGCACCCCUCACCGUCGCUACAGCAGAGGCCGCAAUCGCACCUCGUCUGAGACGGAGAAGGGUGGCAGAGGCAGCAGGGAGCCCAAAGCCAGGAAGAGGGGCUUCUCUGGGAGUGAGAACGCCAACAUGAGUGGACUGCAGUGCCUGGCCUCAGAGAAAGUCUGGUUUGACAAGCACCGCUAUGAUGAGUCCGAGAGGAAAUUCUACGAGGGCUUGAACGGACCUGCCACCAAGCAACAACAGGUGAAAAGCACCCUGCAGCAGGCCAAAGGGCGCCCGCAAAAACGUCAGCACAGAAAUUCUUCCUCACAUUCAGCUGGAGACCAGGACCUGAUUGCACGCAUGAAGAGCCUGGAAUUGGAGAACCAGACUUUGCACAAAGUGGUGGGGGACAUGAGGGCCGCCCUGCAGAAACUGGAGUCCAGAGUGGCUCAGCUGGAGAAGACCCCUGCACCAGCCACUGUACCCGCAGUCAAGGCCGAGCUCAUUCAGGUUGCCCCAGCCAAAAAAGUUGUGGUGGAAGAGAAUUGCGAUGACGACGAUGAUAUUGACCUGUUCGGUACUGAUGACGAAGAUGAGGAGGCGGCUCGCCUCAAGCAGGAACGCAUAGAGGCGUAUGCCGCCAAGAAGGCUAAGAAGCCUGUCUUGAUCGCCAAGUCGUCAAUCUUAUUGGACGUCAAGCCUUGGGACGACGAGACAGACAUGACUAAGCUGGAGGAGUGCGUGCGUUCGGUGCAGAUGGACGGGCUCCUGUGGGGGGCUUCCAAGCUGGUGCCAGUGGGCUAUGGCAUCAAAAAGCUGCAGAUCAACUGUGUGGUGGAGGACGACAAAGUGGGUACAGACAUCUUGGAGGAGGAGAUCACCAAGUUUGAGGACUAUGUCCAAAGUGUCGACGUUGCUGCCUUCAAUAAGAUAUGAACAAAAUGCUGCUUAUUGGUACAUAUAAUUAAAAUUUAAAAAAAUCCCUGAGCAACUUCUGCCUUAUUUGGCCUCUUCAUAUUAGCACUGGCUAUGACAAUAGGCAGACCUGCACAGUCUGAGGUCAAGUCAGAGUAGGACAAUCCAAAUUUGGAUAAGCACCUCAAGGCAUCUCGUUACACUGUGCAGGUGUAACUAAUACUGUGGCCUAAGUCUUUACAGGGAACACAACUUCAAAGUAGACCCCAAACCCACCCAAAAUCCUGGAUACACAGGCUGGCUGAACGUAGUCUGGACACUGUGAAGGUGAACCAUGCUAUCAGACACGUUGUAGAAGGACAAAACACCACCCCUAAAGUUCAGAUACACUCCUAUCCUGUUGCCACAUGGUAUGGCCAAGCUAACGCUGUGCUUGUCGUGCCGAAACAUACACCCGCCGUGCGUGCAGUCCAGGCUCCAGGAUUUGGAGUUGUGGCCCAGUUUGCUGUCGCUGCCGCCACCGCUCCUGCUCAUGCUUCUGUAGCAAACGCCCACAGAAGCCCCACCCUUACCGGCCCACUCCACCUCCCAGUAGCAGCGGCCCGCCAUACCGGCGCGACACAGUACCUGAGCCCAGCUGGUGAAGCGGUCAGGGUGCUCGGGGUAUGGCUGGGGCUCGGAGCGUGUGGUCACCGCUCUGUGGCCCUCGGACAAGCUCAGGUAUGGGUUGGCGGUGUUGAGGUCCAGUGUUAAAUCUUGGGUAUCUGUGCACACCAAUUAAGUUUUAAAUAUGGACGGCAACAGCCUUAAAAAAUGAAAAAUCUUACUCACAGUGUAGAAAUUCUUCUCUGGUCUUUGGUUCUGAGUCAUAUAGUAUGUGAGAAUCUAGAGUUACUAGAAGGAUGAGAUGAAGAAAUAUGAGUUGAUGACCAAAAUCAAUUAAAUCCAACUUAUUUGCAUAUACCUUUGGUCUUUUCUGAGGGAUUUGGAUUGCUUGUUUCCUUUAGUGAAAACACUGAAAAUGAAGACAAAUGUAAGCGUUGUUUAUCCACAAAAUAAGUCGUCAUAAAGAUUGUAAUGUGCUGUAGACUUGCCUUUAUCUGAGAUUCUGUUAAAUUCUCUCUGGAGGCUUUCAUCCAGACUGUCCCUCAGCUCGGCCAGGCCACCUCUGAUGCUUUUAUACAUCAAGUAGGGAAAUGUGUCCGUGUUGGGAGUCUGCACCCUCUUGGAUGGGAAAUGAAGGGAUCUGCACUUCUGCAGUGAUGAGCCAAUUACAUUACAUUUAUUUUAAAAAAACCCAACAAAAGGAAUUGGCUGUAUCAAACACUUCCUGCUCACCUGAAGGAAGUGGAGAUGGUCAUCCAUCCGAGAGAGCUUCUCCAGCUCCGCCUCGCCCCUCCUUAACUCUGUCAUCUCACGCUCCACCUUCUCCAGAAGCUGCUCGGCCUGAGUGAGGGCCACCCGCUCACGGCCUCGGAUCAUCUCCUUCACGUCGCUCCUAUGCUUCUCAAUGGUGCGGAUAAGCUUGGAGAAGAUCCUCUCGCUUUCCUCCACUGCCGCCUCAGUGGCGUGCUGCGUGAGAUAAACAAGUAUUGGCAACAAUCACUGGCAACUCUGCAUUGGGACAAAAGACUCAGUGCCCUACUAGAUCUAGAAGAUGGUAUAAGAAAAACCCCAAAGCAAAAAAAAAAAAAAUGCAGCCCCAUGUUGCUAAGGAAACAACAUAAUAUGCAUAACUGGUUUAAAAAAAAAAAAAAAAACUUUUGGGGUUCAAACCAUUGUGCCCCACAAAUUCUGCCUAGCAACAAGUCCAACCAAUUCUAUUGAAACUGUCCGGAUUUUAAAGUGUAAGGCGCCACUCGUCCCCUGGGCGGGGGACACCAACUCAGGGUAGGUGCAGCAGCUUGAAGGGAAAAAAACCUCAAUAAAAAAUAUAUACAUUUUUAUCCUGGAAUAAUAAUUUCAGCUACAAAAUUAUAUAUCUAAUAUCCAUCCAUCUAUUUUGUAUGCCGCUUAUCCUCACUAGGGUCGCGGGUAUGCUGGAGCCUAUCCCAGCUGACUUCAGGCGAGAGGCUGAAGUUUCAAAUUCACAUUUGAAAUAGCAACACCCUUAGGAAUGAUCAAAUCAAGAGUGUGACCUCUGCUAUGAGAAGGUUGGGUUACAUGCUGAGUUAGACCAAACGUUUCAAGGACAGCAGUGAGUUCUUUAGCUCGCCUGUCAUUAGCUACAUCCACAUGCACAUUCAAGUCCCCCGUAAUGACCAAAUAGUCAAAAUCAGUGCACACAACUGAAAGUAAUUUUGAAAAAUUGUCAUUUUGAAUGACACAUACUUAAAAGAAAAAAAGCCCAAAUGACAAUUUUUGGGUGAGUAUAUUGUCCCUUCAAUAUGGCACAAACGCCACCACCCCUCUGGGCUUGUCGUGUUUCAGAAAGAAAGUAGAAAUGAGGAGGACUAGACUCAAUCAGGACAGCAUUAACUGUGUUUUUGUUGAGCCAUGUCUCAGUUAAAAACAUAUCGAGAUUGUAAAAGGAAAUAAAAAAUGAAUUAAAAAUGAUUUAUUACUUAAAGAUCUGACAUUGAGUACAGCAUGUUUAAGAUUAGCCAGAGUUGAACUGGGCGUGUGUUCUUGCAAAGGAUGGGGAUUAGAUUGCUUUGAUUGGACAGUCUGCCUCUUACCUAAUCGAUGUGGAUUGACACCCUGGACUGGUCGUCUUAAUUGUUUUAAUAUUUAGUGGAUACAGUAACUCGAGGGUUGAAGGUAUAUAAAAAUGUUUUUUCUUUUACAGCAACAAUCACAAGUGAGCUUGCUGUUUCACACUUAAACAACCCCACUUUUAGUACAUUAAAUUAGCAUCAGAAGACAAAUUGGCGUUGACAAAAAAAAAAGUUGGUUGUUGCCCCUAGAAUUAUUUUAUGUAAUAAAUUUCCUUAUUCAACCUCAAAAGUUAGUGUUCUCACUUUAAUGUAUCUGACAACAUAUCGUAGCUCCUUCUCCGCAUCCUUUAGGUUCUGCUCGCACUUCAAAGAUGCUUCUUGGAGUUUUCUCUACAAAAGAUCACAAACUCAGUUUAGUCCCUCCUCAAAUUAUUAGAACCAAAGAACCAUUUUCCGCAAAGUGAGCUUGCGGACAGAAAAUCAAUGGUGUCUAAUCAUAAUAAUUGCCCACUAUGCUCACAGCCACUUCGGGGGCAUACUUACGUAAAUGGUAUUUCAGGAUUGCUAUGAUUUGCAGUGUUCAGCAUUUAAGUUUUUUGGGUUUUUUUGUUACUGUUGCCGUUAUUCUAUACUUGAUGAUUAUUUACCUGUUGUUCUGUACGCUCGUCCACCAGUUGCACGACCUCAUGACCCUUGUGUUGACUUUUCACACACCGCGAGCAUGCGCCCUCAUGGUCCACUCGGCAGUAGCUCCUCACUACUUUGUGGUGAUAAGGACAUAACUUCUCUUUAGAACGUUUAGUUGUCUGUGGAAAACACAAUCACAGACCCAGAACAAGCACUUGUGUUACAUGUGGGCAUGUGCAGGACUUCACAUACAACCAAAACAAAUACUGUACAUCUACAUCCUAGGUUCCCAAAGCGGGGUACACCGAUUGGCAUGAGGGGUACGUGAAUAAAAAUGAAAAAGAAUCAGCGCCUCACAUUCACUAUUGCAAGUGUGCCUGAACGCCUCACGGCGCAAGGAGAACAGAGCAGAAAGACAGAGCAUGAAGCUGUUCAUUGCUCUGUGUGCAUCUUAAGAACAAGUUUGAUGAUUAUUUUAUGCAGUAAGUGUUUCAUUUUGAAGAUUCCAUUUAUAUAUUAUAGAUGGUAAACAAAUUUGGUGGCCGUUAUUGUCCAGUGAUGUCAUAUUGGUCAAUUUUUAAAUGUGAUAAAACGAGAAUAAAUCAACUUUUUUACUAUGUUAUGUUAAUGGUGGUGACGAAUAGCAACAUUUAAAUCUACAUAUAAACGCUUCACCAAUUACAGUUGCAAUACGCAAGUUGACUUCACAUUCAGUACAAAGCAAAGGAGCUGGAAAUAAAGGAGUACAAGUAAGCCCACUUGUGGUGUACCCUGAGAGCUCAUUGCUUGAAAUUAAAUGGACAGGAAAGAUAGUGGACCUGCUGAGUGCAUUCAGCUAUUUGGUGGAACAACAUGAUAACUGUAAACCGAUGGGGCGAAAAUACAGGCGUAACAGGAUUUGGGGUGAGUGUAUUAGGAAAAGAAGUGGGUAUACAAAAAAGAUCCGGGGAUGGAUUAGGGGUAUACACAGUAGAAAUGGUGGCAGUCAAAUGGGUGACGUUAACGUCACAAAAGAAGACCGUUAUGCUCAGACUCGGCAUGAGUUCUGGAAAGUAUCACAUCAUUUCACUCGGACAGCAGACAGGACAUUCUAUAUCAGAUGCUGCAAGUCACAAAGAUAAA
Messenger RNA from Dunckerocampus dactyliophorus (ringed pipefish), 5794 nucleotides. Its product is annotated as elongation factor 1-delta-like. Gene Ontology annotation, cellular component: eukaryotic translation elongation factor 1 complex; cytosol. Bases 153 to 1409 code for a protein of 418 amino acids. The record is from RefSeq and is a predicted model, not a curated record. Lineage: Eukaryota; Metazoa; Chordata; Actinopteri; Syngnathiformes; Syngnathidae. Gene Ontology annotation, molecular function: translation elongation factor activity; guanyl-nucleotide exchange factor activity. Gene Ontology annotation, biological process: translational elongation. The transcript has 9 exons.